AUGUUCUUCUUCUUCACAUGCGGAACACACACCUUCAGCUCGCCGCUCAAAGGCGCCGAAAACAUCACGGUGCAAUGCCAGAACUGCGGCAACUUCAGCGGCCGCGUCAUGAAGCGCUGGGAAUGGUUUACCUUUUGCUUCAUCCCCGUGAUCCCGUUUUCCGUCAAACCCUACAAGGAGGUUGGUUGCCACAUCUGCAACUUCUGGCAGGAUAUCAAGUAUAGGCCGGACGUGAUGAAUCAGAUGGGCAAUGGCAAUAGCGGUGGCGCUGUUAUCAUGGGUGGGAAUGGAUAUGGUGGCCAUGGUGGUCCCCCGCCGCCGCAUGGCCAGGGUCCCGUGCCGCAGGGCGUGCCGCAGUAUAAGUAG
Messenger RNA from Exserohilum turcica Et28A, 366 nucleotides. RefSeq lists its product as uncharacterized. Bases 1 to 366 code for a protein of 121 amino acids. The transcript has 2 exons. NCBI's taxonomy places the organism in Eukaryota, Fungi, Ascomycota, Dothideomycetes, Pleosporales, Pleosporaceae. The record is from RefSeq and is a predicted model, not a curated record.